AUGGUUCUCUCACAAAUAUCACGAUGGACCUCCAUCCUCAUGCUGUGCCUGGGUCUCGCGCAGGCUCACACCGUCAUCACAUACCCCGGCUACCGAGGAAACAACCUCCACACAAACGGCACAGUCGAGCAGGCCAACGGUCUCGGUGUCGCAUAUGAUGUGAAGAACGGCUCAUAUAUUUUCCCCUAUGGAAUGGAGUGGAUUUAUCCUUGCGGCGGUAUGCCCAGAUCGACCAACCGGACCAAAUGGCCCAUCAGCGGCGGUGCAGUCGCCUUCCAACCGGGCUGGUUCCCGGGCCACGCAACCGCCUUGAUCUACGUCAACCUCGGAUUCGGCGAGAUCCCGGAAAACAUGAGCCACCCCGUCGUUCCGCCCUUCCAGAUCACGGGCCCGACGAACAAUCCUUACCCGGGUACCGUGUGCCUGCCGCAGGUGCCUCUGCCGGCGAACAUCAGCGUCAGCCCUGGUGAUUACGCUACUAUUCAGCUUGUCGAGACGGCCAAGCAUGGUGCGGCCCUAUACAACUGUGUCGACAUCGAGUUCGCAGAAGACGGCGAUGACUCGGUCGAGACGGUGACUCGCGACAACUGCUUCAAUUCAUCCGACAUUUCCUUCCAGUACAUGUACACCACGAGUGCGAUUGGCUCUGGUGCGGCGAUGCUGCAUACGCCUGGACUGUCGGCGGCGCUCGUCCCUCUCUUGCUGGCGGGUGCGCUUGCUCUGUACCUGUAG
This is a messenger RNA of Penicillium brevicompactum, 732 nucleotides long. Its product is annotated as copper acquisition factor BIM1-like domain-containing protein. The coding region runs from base 1 to 732 and encodes 243 amino acids. The transcript is spliced from 3 exons. The record is from RefSeq and is a predicted model, not a curated record. Lineage: Eukaryota; Fungi; Ascomycota; Eurotiomycetes; Eurotiales; Aspergillaceae.